Podospora pseudopauciseta is the source of this 1181-nucleotide messenger RNA. RefSeq lists its product as uncharacterized. The record is from RefSeq and is a predicted model, not a curated record. Gene Ontology annotation, cellular component: cytosol. Gene Ontology annotation, molecular function: RNA binding. Lineage: Eukaryota; Fungi; Ascomycota; Sordariomycetes; Sordariales; Podosporaceae. The coding region runs from base 272 to 1048 and encodes 258 amino acids. The transcript has 3 exons.
GCCCCACAGCGGGGUUCCAAACCGUUUGUGGUUUAUCCUUUUCCUCAGGUUGCUAUUGUUCCUGGUAUUGCUGUAAAGUGAAUAUUAUCUGGCCCAGAUAAGAAAAGAUUCUCUUGGUUCUUAGACUCUUCAGUUCAAAAGCACCUCUCACCCUCGCAGCCUACGCCCAAGACCAGCAAAACCACAGCGCCUUAACAAAAGCGCCCAACUUUGCGAUACCCCGCCAUCAAACAUUUAGAUCUACCCAUCACCACGACCCCCAUCAGUCAAAAUGGCAGGCGGCAGCGGCGCAGCUAGCUCUCGCGGCAGAGGAAAGUUCAGAAAGUUCACCCGCGGUGGCGGCAAACACUUCUCCAAGAACCUCCGCCCCCUCGACGCUGACGGCAACGAAAUGGGCAUGUGGGGCGACGCCCCAGCCAAAGACGAAGAAGAAGACUCCGACUCUGACGAUGACUCCUCGGAGGAGGAAUCCGAAGACGACAACGACGCCGUCAAAAUCCCCACGGCGGCGGCGGAGGAGCUAAGCCGCGAGGAGCGCAAGAAGCAAAAGAAGGCCGCCAAGGAAGCCGCCAUCAAGGCGAAGAAGGGACCUGUCCAAGUGGGAGAUAUGCCGUCAGACUCUGACGAGGAGGAGAGCGAGGAGGAGGCCAGCAAAAUGCCUGCCAACCCGAACCACUCCCGUGCUGCUCGCAACCAGACCAAGGUCCCCAAGAAGAGCGCGGAUGAUGACGAGGAACUCGCGGCCGGGACGAAGAAGCUGGCUGUUUCGGCGCCGAAUAAGAAGGAGAGGGAGGCCAUUGCUGCGCAGGAGGCCAAGGAGAGAUAUAUGAAGCUUCAUGAGCAGGGCAAGACGGAUCAGGCAAAGGCGGAUUUGGCGAGGUUGAGGGAGAUUAGGGCGAAGAGAGAGGAGGAGGCGGCGAGGAGAUUGGCUGAGAAGCAAGAGCAAGACGAGGCCAACCGUCUCAAGAAGGCCGAGAUCGAGGCCAAGGAGGCCAAGAAGCGCGAGGCGGCUCUUGGUCCUGCGGCGAAGAAGAAGGGCAAGAAAUGAGCAGACGACGACACUAGGCGUUGUUUUUCAUGGACGAUUCAGGCCGGCUUUUUUUGGGUUCUCUUAUUACAUUGUCUCUUAUUACAUGCGCUUUUGGUAUCCUCCUCCCCCUUUGCUCGUUACAUAUAUUUAU